Molecule: messenger RNA, 3667 nt
Organism: Vicugna pacos (alpaca)
Lineage: Eukaryota; Metazoa; Chordata; Mammalia; Artiodactyla; Camelidae
Source: RefSeq, a predicted model, not a curated record
AGCUGCUGGGUCCCCGCCGCGUUUACCUGAGCGCUGGCUCCGGGAAGGUCGGGGGUGGGACGGGACGGCGGCCGGGCGCGGAAAUCCCACGCGGGGGUCGCAGGGAGCAGGCUGGUCCGGGCGAGUCCGCUCUCAGCUUCCUGGGAGUUACUGAUUGUCUUUGAAGAAACAUGAAGUCACACUGUGUUGUUAUGCUUACUCUACCCCUCCUGGUGUUCCUGACCUGGGUCCCUGUGUCGCUGAGUUGUAAUAAGGCACUCUGUGCCAGUGAUGUGAGCAAAUGCCUCAUUCAGGAGCUCUGCCAGUGCCGACCUGGAGAAGGAAAUUGUUCCUGCUGUAAGGAGUGUAUGCUGUGUCUUGGGACCCUUUGGGAUGAGUGCUGUGAUUGCGUCGGUAUGUGUAAUCCUCGAAAUUACAGUGACACACCUCCGACUUCAAAGAGCACUGUGGAGGAGCUUCACGAGCCAAUCCCUUCUCUCUUCCGGGCGCUCACGGAAGGAGACACUCAGCUGAACUGGAACAUCGUCUCCUUCCCUGUUGCAGAAGAACUUUCACAUCAUGAGAAUCUGGUUUCCUUUUUAGAAACUGUGAACCAGCCACACCAUCAAAAUGUGUCUGUUCCCAGCAAUAAUGUCCACGCACCUUAUUCUAGUGACAAAGAACACAUGUGUACGGUGGUUUACUUUGACGACUGCAUGUCCAUACAUCAGUGUAAAAUAUCCUGCGAGUCCAUGGGGGCCUCCAAGUACCGCUGGUUCCACAACGCCUGCUGUGAGUGCGUUGGCCCGGAGUGCAUCGACUACGGCAGUAAAACUGUCAAGUGUAUGAACUGCAUGUUUUAACGAAGGAAAGAAAUGAGAACCAAAGCGAUGUCAUCAGAGGUAUGAAAAGCUGCUCAGUGAUGUCUCCUGCUUGCAUCCAAAUGCCCGCAGGUUGAGAAGAUGUAAAGAAUCCAGACUGAGUUACUUUUAAAGUAUGACGGAUGCAGGAUUGUGCUACAUGACGAUCGUGACUGCUCUCACUGAUAUUUCUGCCCGCUGCUGGCGGUCAGCCCUUUCUUCUAAAAGCACGCACAGCAUUGGUCACGGGACAAGUGAGUGCGCAGAGAGUGCCUUGAGGGUGUGGGGUUUCUAACCCCGAAGCCUGCUGUCCCUUCCUUAUUGCACUCCAGAAGCCUCUGGGUUUGGAGGUUUAGAGCAUGUUAACAGAGUUACUGCUUCUGCACGUUGUCCUGCUCCAAGGGCACUGCGUUUUUGCCGUCUUUUGCCAUUCUUCACUAUGCCUGGUAUUGUUUCUCUGUAAUAUAAGUAGGGUAGCUAUUCAGAUAUAUCCCCAUGAGAACGCACAAAAAGUUACCAUGAAAAGCUUGAUGUCAAACCUCUUUAUGUUGGUUUUAGAAAGUAAACACUUUCUGUAUUUUACAAUUUAACUCUUACCUGGUGGAAUUCAUCCUGUACUACACAUACUGACAGCUUUGGGGAGUUUCUCCUCGUCCUCCACCUCUGUCCAAAGUGCUGAUCAAGGUAGUAAUGAAGCGUCUUUACCAAGAAUUUCAGGGCACACCUGUGAGACAUGUGAAGUAUGCUAGCCAGGGGCAGAUAGGUAGGAUGACUUAGGUACCAGCUGGAAGAGCGCCAGGAAUGGGAAACACUGCCAGACAGGGCUCCACACACAGCGCCGGGGAAACAGUGCCCCUGUCAUGGAAGUGGUGGAGCUGUGCUCGUGGACAGUGAGGGUGAGUCCACUCAGCCUCAGCGCACGGUGGUCGGAGGGGCAGAGCAGCGAGCUACGGGUCUGAACAGGGAGGGCUGAAAAUGCCGGGGGUCCUAGCGGAAACAAACUUAGAACUAUGUACGUUAAUUAUUUUGUUAUUUUACAGUCUUUAUGUUUAUAAUAUCUAGAUCAGAUAUUCUUGUUAAACAAGUAUAAUCACAUAGUAAGAGCUUAAGAUUAUGAAUCCAAAAAAGGUUUCUGUUCAAGAUCAUGUUCACUCUAAAUACACUACCGGACAUCUCGUCAGCUUUUAAUACUGUUUCAGUGGAAAUAAGAUACUGUGUGCCCUUCAUAGUAAUAAAAUCCUGAUCUUCAAGCAUGGACCUAAAACGUAAAUGUUUAUAUGCAGAGACUCUUAACUUUACAAAAUUACUAAUUUCUCAAAUAGUGCAUAUUUGAAUUACAAGUAACUUUUUAGGAAUACCUCUUUGUAUAUGUAAGUACGUUAGCAUAUACAGACAGAUAAUGCUCUUAGACACUUUGUAAUCAUUGUCUGAACAGUAGUUACAAGAUCGUGUGUAAUAUUAUGAUUAACUGUCAUAAAGUAUAAAGACUUGAUACCUUUUCUCUCUCAGAUAACUCUAAUGAACACUUAAGGUACUUUAUUUAGCCUUUUAGAAAGUUGAAAUUUAGCUCAUGGAUAUAUUUUUUUUAUAGGAAAACAUUGGGAUAUCCUUUUCUUACUUUUACCUAGAAUGCCUCUGUUUAUGAGUGCCUUGAAAACAAAUUAACUCCCUUUCUUCAUUAUUACCUAUAAAGCUAAGGAUUUUCUAGAACUUAAGAGAAAGUUUUAAAGGAGUCUGCAGCCAGCUGCUUCAUUUCCACUUUGCUGUUUUCCAGAGUCAUUCAUACCUAUGAAUGGAAGAAUGCUUUUAUGUUUAUUGACAACACGCUUAAUGUUUCCAUAAAUAUGUUAACAAACCUUUUUUUAGCUGCAUUUAUCAUCUGUUUUAGGUCUUCAUUAUUAAAUUUGAAAAUGUAAUAUCUCUUAUUGGGAGAAUAAUUACGUUUUCACUGAUUUUUUUUUUUAACCUCUGUUUCUCCCAAUAGAAAUUAGCCCUAAAUGUACUGGUAAGUUUUGUAUUCAAAUUUUACUUAAUUUUUCUGGCUUAUGAAGGGGUUAAAAGAAAGAGUUCACCUAAAAGAUUCCAUUUCCAGUUCUAUAAUAUAUUUUAGGUUUUGAAUCACAAUAUUUUUCCAAAUUAAAAGUAUAACAUUUGGGAAGCUGAUAGCCCCGCUACAGUUUAGUCCUUCUGUUACCAUUCUAAGCAAAAUUCACUUCUAUAUUAAAGCUGUGCUUUAAAAAAAAUUACAUAAAAAAUUAGGUUGUUAUCUUUUUUAUAACUAGAUCAAAAGAUACUAAAUCUCACAUCAGUAUGUAUUAUAAUAAGCCGUACACAAAGGGUUCUUUCCUCUAGUAGGACAUGUUCUUGCUUGGUGGUUUUUCGUCCCUCAACCCCAUAACAUCUAAUUAUUACUGAAACUGUACUUGGUGGCACCAAAUCAAAUGAUGAUUCAGACACAGCAAGUCUUUGUUUACAUAGAUGCUAUAAAACAGAUACCUUCAUUUAGAAAUAUGAUUUCUAAAGUGUCAGAAAACAAAACAGAUAAAAUAUUAGAAUAUUUUAAUAAUUAUUUAUAAAUCAAAGUAGCAUCAAAACAGAGAAAAGAAACUAAGACUUCUGAAAAAUGAGAUAAAUAUAAAUAAGCCACAUAUUUAAAGUUUGUUAUCAUGAAAGCUUCUUGGAAGAGUUUUAGAAUCUCUUAUGCAUUCCCAAGAGUUUUAUGUUUGUUGUAUUUUACACGCUCCUACAACAUACAAAAUUAUGUAUUUUUCUUUGGUUGUCCCUAUAAACAAAAAAUAUUUUAAUAAAAAAUCAAGAUGAGAGCGUCA